Molecule: messenger RNA, 1353 nt
Organism: Schistocerca piceifrons (Central American locust)
Lineage: Eukaryota; Metazoa; Arthropoda; Insecta; Orthoptera; Acrididae
Gene: CSN7
Product: COP9 signalosome complex subunit 7a
Exons: 6
Coding region: 141-947 (268 amino acids)
Biological process (GO): COP9 signalosome assembly
Cellular component (GO): COP9 signalosome
Source: RefSeq, a predicted model, not a curated record
GAGAGAACAAUCACUUGGAAUGUCUGUGAAAGGAAGGGUUUUGCUUGGAGUUUGAAUUGUCAGUAGAGUGCAGCAAGAGUGGAUGAGCCGAGAAAAUAAAUUUUUUUCUUAAGUGAAUUGCAGAUUGGGAGAGAGUCAACAUGACAACCGACAAGGGAACUGCUACGAGUAACAACCCUUUAGAACAGUUUGUUUUGUUGGCCAAAUCUGCAAAAGGAGCUGCAGCAGUGGAACUUAUCAAACAAGUUUUAGAAGCUCCUGGUGUCCAUGUGUUUGGCGAACUGUUAGAUAUGCCGAAUGUAAUUGAAUUAGAAAGUGGCCCUCAUGCACCCUAUUACCGAGCAUUGCAUUUAUUUGCAUAUGGAACUUACAAACAAUAUCUAGAAAAUAAAGCUCAGCUCCUGGAAUUGACACCUUUGCAGAAAAAGAAAUUACAACAUCUAACAAUAGUUACACUUGCCACAAAGUCAAAGUGUAUUCCCUAUUCAGUAUUACUACAAGAACUGGAUAUGAAGAACGUGAGAGAUUUGGAAGAUCUCAUCAUUGAAGCCAUUUAUGCUGAUAUUAUUCAUGGAAAACUUGAUCUGAAAAAUAGCCAACUAGAAGUAGACUAUGCAAUUGGAAGAGACAUCCAGCCUGCUGAUCUCGGAUCAAUCGUCUCAACUCUACAAGAAUGGUGCGACUCUUGUGAAACUGUGCUAUCAUGUGUAGAGAUGCAAAUCAAUCGUGCAAAUUCAGAGAAGAAUCGUCGGCUGAAACAUAAGGAAGCUGUUGAGCAAGAGAUUGUCAAUAUCAAAAAAACAUUGAAGACUCAAACUCAAGACACUGAUGAGGCGAUGGCAACAGAUACCCGUGAAACGGCAUCGCAGACAGGAGACAAAGGGAAAAAACCUUUCAAAGGCAAAGGAAUUCGCAGCAGUUCUGGGAAAUUUUGGCAAAAAUCCUGAAGUGUGAAAGUUUAUUAUGUGACUAGACAUCAGAGUUCUACCAAAUAGGGAUUGUUGCCUUCAUUGUGCCUCAUCGAGGGAUUGUGAGACUGAAGUGAUAAAAGAAACUGGACUUUGAACUGCAAGCCAUGUAAAUGUCUGUCGUGUUGAUUAAUAAGUUCUUAAUUAUCAUUUACAUGAUUAAAAUUUUUUAUUUUUUGAUUGCAGCUGUUUAGUGAAAUGACUGUUUCUUAGAAGCUGUUGCCUUCUAAGAUAUUUGUGAAAAGCAUUGUUCAUCUAUAAGCACUGUGCUCACAAGGUGUGAAUAUAAUUCCUCACACAUUUGAAUGAUCCAUUUUGUUCCUUAAUUUGAAUAAGACGUGUAUAUAUAACAGUUCUUAAUGAAAUUAAUUGCUUAUUUAUAGUU